UCCUUUUCUGUUGUCAUUUAUUUCUUCACUUCAAAUUUCAGCUCUCCUUUUCUCUUCUUCGAAAUCAGAAAAGAAGCAUGAAGAAGAAGAACGCUGCCACGAUAAUUCUUGUCAUAGCGGUUCUAAUCACCUGUUGCGGAACCCAGGUGAGAUCGGAUGCCUCCGAUCACCGCUACAAGGAGGGCGAUCCCGUCCCUCUCUACGCCAACAAGGUCGGUCCUUUUCACAACCCCAGUGAGACCUAUCGCUACUUUGAUCUGCCCUUCUGCACAACAGGUCGUGAGACAGAUAAGAAGGAAGCACUUGGUGAGGUGUUGAAUGGAGAUCGUCUUGUUGGUGCUCCCUAUAAACUGGACUUCAAGAAAGAGAAAGACUCUGAAGUAGUCUGUAGAAGGAAGCUGUCAAAGGAAGAAGUUGCUCGGUUCCGGAAUGCAGUGAAAAAGGACUAUUACUUCCAGAUGUAUUAUGAUGACUUGCCAAUUUGGGGUUUCAUCGGAAGGGUUGAGAAGCAAGGCAAAGCUGACCCUGGUGAAUACAAAUAUUUUCUUUGCAAGCAUAUCCAGUUUGAAGUUCUCUACAACACAGAUCGUGUGAUUGAAAUCAUUGCGCGAAUGGAUCCUCAAUCUAUGUUGGAUCUGACAGAGGACAAGGAAGUGGAUGCAGAGUUCAUGUACACUGUGAAAUGGAAGGAAACUGAGACUCCCUUUGAGAAGAGGAUGGAGAAGUACUCACAGUCUUCUUCGUUGCCACAUCACUUGGAAAUUCAUUGGUUUUCAAUCAUAAACUCAUGUGUGACUGUUCUCCUUUUGACUGGUUUUCUUGCAACUAUUCUCAUGCGAGUCUUGAAGAAUGAUUUCAUGAAAUAUGCCCAAGAUGAGGAAGCAGCUGAUGACCAAGAAGAGACGGGGUGGAAGUACAUUCAUGGUGACGUUUUCCGGUUCCCAAAGUACAAAUCUGUUUUUGCUGCUGCUCUUGGUUCUGGCAGCCAGUUGUUCACUCUCACAGUCUUCAUUUUUAUGCUUGCAUUGGUUGGUGUAUUUUAUCCAUACAACCGAGGAGCGCUAUUUACUGCACUGGUGGUUAUAUAUGCGCUCACGUCAGGGAUUGCAGGAUAUACAGCAACCUCUUUCUAUUGUCAGCUUGAAGGAAAGAACUGGGUGAGGAAUCUUUUGCUGACAGGUUCCCUUUUUUGUGGGCCUCUGUUCCUCACUUUUUGCUUCCUUAACACUGUUGCAAUUGCUUACAGUGCAACUGCAGCACUUCCUUUGGGCACUAUUCUGGUGAUAGUCCUCAUAUGGACGUUGGUAACAUCACCAUUGCUUGUAUUGGGUGGUAUUGCUGGGAAAAAUAUGAAGGCUGAGUUCCAAGCUCCUUGCCGCACCACAAAAUAUCCUCGUGAGAUUCCACCUCUGCCUUGGUACAGGAGUACCCUUCCUCAGAUGGCAAUGGCAGGGUUUCUCCCUUUUAGUGCUAUUUACAUUGAGCUCUACUACAUAUUUGCCAGUGUCUGGGGUCACAGGAUUUAUACCAUCUACAGCAUCCUGUUUAUUGUCUUCAUUAUUCUUUUGAUUGUCACUGCUUUCAUCACUGUUGCUUUGACUUACUUCCAACUUGCUGCCGAAGAUCAUGAAUGGUGGUGGAGGUCUUUCCUUUGUGGUGGAUCGACUGGCCUGUUUAUCUAUGGCUACUGCUUGUAUUACUACUAUGCGCGAUCAGACAUGUCUGGUUUUAUGCAGACCUCGUUUUUCUUUGGCUAUAUGGCUUGCAUCUGCUAUGGCUUCUUUCUCAUGCUUGGGACUGUUGGUUUUCGUGCCUCUUUGCUCUUUAUUCGUCACAUUUACAGGUCGAUCAAGUGCGAGUAGUGGCUUGAUUGGUCAUUUAGGUAAAUUCUUCUCGCUUCUGUUUUUCUGUCUGAGAGAAAGAUGUAUGAUUUUUUUAUGAUAAGUAGGUUGGGUAGUGCCUCCAGAAGCAAGCCUUGACUACUUCCCUAAAUUGGGUGUCUUCCGAUUCUGCUAUGUAUUUGCUCAUACCUUGGGGAAAAUUAUGAUAUUCUAGGCUUUGUUGAUCUUGGGAAUAUGUACUUAUGAGACAGACGUUGGGAGGCAGCUUGAAUUACUCCAAUUUACCUUUAACUCAAUUAUAGUACCCAGAGUAACCCAGUAUGAAUGAAGUUCCUACUUUUCCGUACUCAA
This is a messenger RNA of Alnus glutinosa, 2192 nucleotides long. RefSeq names its product transmembrane 9 superfamily member 3. The coding region runs from base 78 to 1862 and encodes 594 amino acids. Lineage: Eukaryota; Viridiplantae; Streptophyta; Magnoliopsida; Fagales; Betulaceae. Gene Ontology annotation, cellular component: membrane. Gene Ontology annotation, biological process: protein localization to membrane. The transcript has 7 exons. The record is from RefSeq and is a predicted model, not a curated record.